GCGAAGCCCGCGUGCACGACAAAACAACUACCGAGGGAGAAGGAAGUUGACAGCUGGUUAAUAUUUAGUGGUGUUGCCUGGUGGUGAGACUGGAGCGACCUUUGUGAACCAGUCAUCUCAUUGUCCUCAGCUUAGAGCGAUGCCACUUUGAAGAAUGAGACCCUUCUCCUGACACUGGGAGGGUACUCCUCCCCCCAACCUUAGCAACCCGGACUCUCUACCUACCUACCUACCUACCUACCUCACCCCUGACCCCCAUUACCUCACCCCUGACUAACCCAUAAACCCUCCCCUCUAAUUACUACCUCAACACACUCCUCUAUGUAAACCUGCUGCUCUUAAGCCGCUCUGUCCCCACCCUCCUGAGUAUUACAUUACAUUCAAUACACCAACAGGGGGAAUUUAAAAAAGCAUUGUCAGUGCCUACUCCCUGGUGUCCAUUUUGUGCCCAGAGUGUAUCCUCAGUAGGGUGCUCUAAGCCUGUGUACUGGCACGUGACGAUGCUGCUGAACUUCGAGUGACGUCCCCACUCUGUGAUGUCAGAGGCUGGAGGAGAGGGGCGGGACCAGAGUGGGAAUCUCUCGUUUGUGGUUGGCUGUGUCGAUGAAGACCACCGAGGCUCAGAAGAAGGAGGAAGAAUAAAGAACGAGGGAGAGAUGCGAAAAGGAGAGGAGGAGGACGAUGACAAGGAUGAUGACUCGCCUCCAGAGAGGCAGAUCGUGGUGGGCAUCUGCUCCAUGAUGAAGAAGUCCAAGUCAAAGCCCAUGACCGAGAUCAUGGAAAGGCUGUGUAAGUUUGAGUACAUCACGGUGGUCAUCUUCCCCGAGGAGGUCAUCCUCAGCCAGCCCGUGGACAAAUGGCCCCUGUGUGACUGCCUCGUCUCCUUCCACUCCAAAGGUUUCCCAUUGGACAAAGCGGUAGAGUACGCCAAACUCAGAAACCCGCUUCUCAUCAAUGACCUGAACAUGCAGUACUACAUACAAGACAGGAGGGAGGUGUAUCGUAUCUUGCAGGAGGAGGGCAUUGAUCUUCCUCGUUACGCUGUGUUAACCCGAGACCCAGACAGACCUGAAGAGUGUAACCUGGUGGAGGGGGAGGAUCAUGUGGAGGUGAACGGGGAGGUGUUCCCCAAGCCCUUUGUGGAGAAGCCUGUGAGUGCUGAGGACCAUAACGUUUACGUCUACUACCCCACCUCAGCUGGAGGAGGCAGCCAGAGACUCUUCCGCAAGAUAGGGAGCCGCAGCAGUGUGUACUCCCCAGAGAGCUGUGUGAGGAAGACUGGCUCCUACAUAUACGAGGAGUUCAUGCCAACGGACGGCACGGAUGUCAAGGUGUACACAGUGGGCCCUGACUAUGCCCAUGCUGAGGCCAGGAAGUCCCCAGCCCUGGACGGUAAGGUGGAGAGGGACAGCGAGGGGAAAGAGAUCCGCUACCCUGUCAUGCUCUCCGCCAUGGAGAAACUGGUGGCCCGCAAGGUCUGCCUGGCCUUCAAGCAAACUGUGUGUGGCUUCGACCUCCUGAGAGCAAACGGCCACUCCUUCGUCUGCGACGUCAACGGCUUCAGCUUCGUGAAGAACUCCAUGAAGUACUAUGACGACUGUGCCAAGGUCUUGGGGAACAUGGUGAUGCGAGAGCUGGCCCCUCAGUUCCACAUCCCUUGGUCCAUCCCCCUGGAGGCUGAGGACAUACCCAUAGUCCCCACCACCUCAGGAACCAUGAUGGAGCUGCGCUGUGUCAUCGCCAUCAUCCGCCACGGAGACCGCACCCCCAAACAGAAGAUGAAGAUGGAAGUCCGACACCCUCUAUUCUUUGCGCUGUUUGAAAAGUAUGGAGGCUACAAGUCAGGGAAACUGAAGUUGAAGAAACCCAAACAGCUACAGGAAGUGCUGGACAUUGCCCGGCUCCUACUGGCUGAGUUGGGACAGCACACAGACUGUGAGAUCGAGGAGAAGAAGGGUAAACUGGAGCAGCUCAAGACGGUCCUAGAGAUGUACGGCCAUUUCUCAGGCAUCAACAGGAAGGUGCAGCUCACCUACCUGCCCAACGGACAGCCCAAAGCCUCCAGUGAGGAAGAAGAGUGUCCAACGGAGGGUCCGUCUCUGCUGCUGGUGUUGAAGUGGGGCGGGGAGCUGACCCCGGCAGGCAGGGUACAGGCUGAGGAGCUGGGCAGGGCCUUUCGCUGCAUGUACCCUGGAGGACAAGGGGACUACGCUGGUUUCCCUGGCUGUGGUCUGCUCCGUUUACACAGCACCUACCGCCACGACCUGAAGAUCUACGCAUCAGACGAAGGCCGUGUUCAGAUGACCGCCGCCGCUUUUGCCAAGGGUCUGCUGGCUCUGGAGGGGGAGCUGACUCCCAUCCUGGUGCAGAUGGUGAAGAGUGCCAACAUGAACGGCAUGCUGGACAGCGACAGCGAGUCUCUGACCGACUGCCAGCAGAGGGUGAAGGUACGGCUCCAUGAGAUAAUGCAGAAAGACCAGGACUUCACUGAGGCCGACUACCAAAAGCUGGCCCCUACAGGCAGCCCCUCCCUGGUCACCUCUAUGAAGACCAUAGGGAACCCUGUGAGGACGUGUGACCAGGUCUACGCCCUCAUCCAGAGACUCACCUCCCAGAUCCGCAGGAGGCUGGAGGACCCCAAAUCUGCAGACCUGCAGCUGUACCACAGUGAGACCCUGGAGCUGAUGCUGCAACGCUGGUCCAAGCUGGAGCGGGACUUCCGGAAUAAGAGCGGUCGCUACGACAUCAGUAAGAUCCCAGACAUCUACGACUGUGUGAAGUACGACACGCAGCACAACGCCACGCUGGACCUAGAGGACACACUGGAGCUGUUCAGGCUGUCCCGAGCCCUGGCCGACAUCGUCAUACCUCAGGAGUAUGGCAUCAAUAAGGCAGAGAAGAUGGACAUUGCCCAGGCCUACUGCCUUCCCCUGAUGAAGAAGAUUCAGCUGGACCUGCAGAGGACCCACGAGGACGAGGCCGUCAAUAAGCUGCACCCGCUGUACUCGCGGGGGGUCAUGUCUCCGGGGCGCCACGUCAGGACCCGUCUCUAUUUCACCAGCGAAAGCCACGUCCACUCACUGCUCAGCAUCUUCCGCUACGGGGGAUUACUGGACGAAGUGAAGGACCAGCAGUGGAAACAGGCCAUGGAUUACCUCAGCGCCGUCUCUGAACUCAACUACAUGACCCAGAUAGUCAUCAUGCUGUAUGAGGAUAACAACAAGGACCCUGGGUCAGAGGAGCGUUUCCACGUGGAGCUCCACUUCAGUCCCGGGGUGAAGGGCUGUGAGGACGAGGAGAACGUCCCUCUGGGCUUUGGCUUCCGCCCAGCCUCCGCUGAGAACCAGGAGAAGCAGACCAACCAAGGCAGUCUGGAGGACCUAUCACAGGACGAGACUGACCGGGCCCUGUCGCUCUCUGAGCCAAUCAGCAUCAAAAGAUCCCCCAUGAUCCGCAACCGCAAGACUGGCUCCAUGGAGGUCCUCUCCGAGACCUUGCCCACCUCCUCCAAGGGCACCUCCUAUCGCCUCUUCCCCUCAUGCUCAUGCCAGUCCCCCGAGAUUAAACAGACUGGCCUAGGCUUUGAAGGCUGCUCCAUGGUGCCCUCUAUCUACCCGCUGGAGACAUUACACAACUCGCUGUCCCUCAAGCAGGUGGACAAGUUCCUCAAUGCCGUGUGUGAGCAUAGCAGCGAUGCCCACGCCAAGACCAUGAAAGGUAAGCAUUCUAGUCAGAGCCAUGCAUUUAGAGAGUUGGGCCAUUGA
This is a messenger RNA of Oncorhynchus masou masou (cherry salmon), 3764 nucleotides long. RefSeq names its product inositol hexakisphosphate and diphosphoinositol-pentakisphosphate kinase 2-like. The record is from RefSeq and is a predicted model, not a curated record. Gene Ontology annotation, biological process: inositol phosphate biosynthetic process; inositol metabolic process. Gene Ontology annotation, molecular function: inositol hexakisphosphate kinase activity; diphosphoinositol pentakisphosphate kinase activity; 5-diphosphoinositol pentakisphosphate 1-kinase activity. The transcript has 26 exons. NCBI's taxonomy places the organism in Eukaryota, Metazoa, Chordata, Actinopteri, Salmoniformes, Salmonidae. The coding region runs from base 537 to 3764 and encodes 1075 amino acids. Gene Ontology annotation, cellular component: cytosol.